Molecule: messenger RNA, 1186 nt
Organism: Frankliniella occidentalis (western flower thrips)
Lineage: Eukaryota; Metazoa; Arthropoda; Insecta; Thysanoptera; Thripidae
Exons: 5
Coding region: 111-1145 (344 amino acids)
Biological process (GO): proteolysis
Molecular function (GO): serine-type endopeptidase activity
Source: RefSeq, a predicted model, not a curated record
UUUAAGUGGUGUAGCAUGGUAGUGAUUGCGGCGAAGGAUCCGAUGCCUAUAAAUAUGUGGCAGUACCUUCAGGAUAGCCACAGGUGAGCUAUCGAACCCCAUUUGCUACCAUGUAUAAGUUCGUUUUCACUGCUGUGCUUUUGGCUCUUGUCGGUGUCUCCAUCGGAACACCUCUGCAUCCCAUGCUGAAACGUCACGUACCACUGAAUGGAAACGAAGUUGGCUACCACGUGUCGAUCCAGGUCAAUGACUGGUGGAACGACAUUCCGAGGCACAGCUGCAGUGGAACACUCCUGAACGCCAACUGGGUCCUCACCACUGCCAAAUGCGUACAUCAGGCUUUCGACAAUCUGCCAGCCUACCAUGAAGUGACAAUUCAGGGUGGCGAUCCAAAUCUUCAGGGCUACUACACAUCCCACCCAGAACUUACAGUGGUGCACGACGAGUCUGACAUUGGCCUCAUCAAAGUGAUGCAGCCAAUGAGAGAGACUUACUGCUGUGCAUUUGCGGACCUACCAACUGGCCCUCUCAAAUCGGGCGACGUUGUCAAAGGAGUGCUUACGGGUCAGAGUGCUGCAGACGAGUGGAAGCUAGAACUUGCCUCGGAUAUUUCUUUUGAAGCCAUUGAUACGACUAACUGUGGGGACUUGUCCGACGUCGCACCUCACAGUUUGUGCUCAAUUGUACCAGUAAAUUCCGAAGCAUCUUCAAAGCUCCGUGCAUUGGUCGAGCCAAAUUCAUCCGAAGUCCCUGAGGAUCCUAGCACACCCAACUUUCCAACGGAACCAACAGCAUCUGAAGCCCCUGUCGAGCCCACCACAUCGGACGUGCCGACGGAGGCAACCACAUCUGAAGCUCCUGUAGAGCCUAGCACAUCCGAAGUUCCGGCUAACCAAACUACAUCUGAAGGCCCUGUGUCUACAAGCACAUCGGGCGUGCCGACAAAGCCAACUACAACAGUUGCACCCCCUUCCCCUACCUGUUUUGCUGACGUGGGAGGCCCUCUCGUGCAAGACGGCGUAGUAGUUGGCCUGCUUUCACGUGGAUCCGGUUGCGUUGGUGGAUCCACUUUCACCGUGCUCACUGACGUUAGCGCCUUUACUAACUGGAUCCAAGAUACCAUCCAGAAAUACGGAGAGUGGUAACAACUGAUGAUGUUAAAUAAAGUAUGUUUCAAUUGAGUAAA